This is a messenger RNA of Lampris incognitus (smalleye Pacific opah), 8816 nucleotides long. Its product is annotated as rho GTPase-activating protein 29-like. The transcript is spliced from 22 exons. Bases 250 to 4443 code for a protein of 1397 amino acids. Gene Ontology annotation, cellular component: cytoplasm. Gene Ontology annotation, biological process: signal transduction; activation of GTPase activity. Gene Ontology annotation, molecular function: GTPase activator activity. The record is from RefSeq and is a predicted model, not a curated record. Lineage: Eukaryota; Metazoa; Chordata; Actinopteri; Lampriformes; Lampridae.
AGCAAGUUGGUGAUCCGUGCGGGCUCUGGAAGGGCGGACUUCGCCUGCUUCUGCCACUCGGCCGCCGGGCGGCUCUUUGUCCGUCAAGUGUCUGACGAAGAGUUCUUGAGCGGGCGUUUUAUCGCCAUGCCGGCCAACCGCGUCGCAGCCGUCCAAGGAGCGGGGGAGACGGAGUUCAGGGGCUAGCGAUCGCGGCGCGCUCCGGGCAGGGCUGCCUGGUCAGGAGGAGGAGGGGGGGCGUUAGCGGGGAUGUUACGGAAGAGCAGCGGCGGAGGCGGCGGCGGCGGUGGAGGAGGUGGAGGGAUUAAACGCACCCAGGGUCUGCCGCGCCACCUUUCCAACCCCCACACAGGAUCUCUAUCGGCGGGCUCCACCAAGACCUGGGACAUGGGCCGCAGCUGUAGAACUGCCAACCAUCUGAAAAGCAUCGGGCUGGAGUCUGACUUCGUGGACGCCCCGGGUCUGGACCCGGACUACGUCAUGCAGAUGGUCAACGACGUACGGAAGGUCGCCGACGUGCUGCUCAGCCUCAAGGAAGCGUUCCAGACCAAAGAGAGCCAGGAGGGUCUUCAACAGUUGGUCCAGCAGCGUUUGGGGGAACUGCUCCAGGUCCUCAAGGCUGUCAUCGGAAAACACCAGACCCUCAACUCCGUGGACAUCCUGGGAGCUGCUGGCACGGUCAUUGCUAAGGUCAAAGCCGUUAACUUCAAGGAAGUGAGUCCAGAAUACAAAACGGCUACAUUUGGCGAGAUAUAUGCGUCCAUUGACACUUUGGCAUUCACAUUCGGCAAUGUAGUUUCUGACUUCCUUAUGGGAGAUGUGGACAGCGGCUCAGGGUUGGGGAUCCCCCAGACCAGGAGAAGCAGGUCUUUUGACAAUCUCUCUGUGGAUCCUGGAAGAUAUGCCUCAGAGAAAAGUGACCUUGUGGAGGUGGCGCUGUCGCGGGAGGAGGAGGUGGACCUGUGCCUGCUGAAGAAUGAUGGCGGAGUGGAAUCUGCGCUGCUGUAUGCCAAGGCCUGGUCCAAGUAUGCCAAAGACCUUCUCGCCUGGAUGGAGAAACGAUUGGCCAUGGAUAUGGAGUACGCUAAAGGUCAUGCCAAAAUGGCCGAGUCAGCAAAGGCCCUAGCGAGUCAGCAGGACUACAUGCCGUUUAGUGACAUCUACGUCUCCGCGUUCAAGAACGACAUUGAAUACAGCCAGCUGGUUAUUCAGACGGCCAUGGCUCUCCAAACCAAUAAAUUCAUACAGCCCCUGCAGGCCCGCAGGACUGAACUGGACAAGCUGAGGAAGGAGAUCAAGGAGCAGUGGCAAAGGGAGCAAAAGAAAAUGCACGAGGCGGAUGUCAGUUUGCGCAAGGCGCGAGCGCUGCAGGCCCAGCGGAGAGAGGAGUACCAGAAGGCCCACUCGUCCACCAGCCGCUCCCAGGAGGAGCAGCCUAAUGCUGGGAACAAACAGCUGGAGAAGAAGAAGAGGCUGGAGGAGGAGGCCCUGCAGAAGGCGGAAGAAGCCCAGGACCAGUACCGAAGCUGUGUAGCUGAUGCAAGCGCCAGGAAAAUGGACCUGGCCGACGCCAAGAGCACCAUACUCACCCAUAUCCGAGAGCUGGUGUUCCAGUGUGACCUCACACUCAAAGCUGUGACGGUGAACUGGUUUCAGAUGCAGCAAGCCCAGACCUUGUCCCUCCCUGCCCACUACCAGGCGCUGAGUGAGAGCGCCAAGCUGUACGAGCCAGGCGAACGCUACGCCGAGUUUGUCCGCAACCUGCCCAAAGACCUGCCUAAAGAGCGCAUACACUCGGACUCCAUCUCCUCUGACAACCUUAGGUUUGUAUUCAACAAAAGGUCGGUCGGCAGCACCCACUCCUCUCAUGGUAAUUUGUCGCAGGGGUCCGUCACUUCCUAUGACGUGCUGAGCGGAGACGAGGUGGACAGUCCGCUCCACUCCCAGCCUGGGAAGAAUGGUGAGGAGAUGUCCAACAGCACUACAGACAUACAAGCACUGAGAGGCCAGGCCACGCUGCGAGCCUGGGCCUCAGGUAGUCAGGGCAGCCAGGGGGGGAUGUGCAGUGACUCGGAGAGCGCUGGAGGCAGCAGUGAGUCCCGCUCCAUGGACUCCCCCACUGCCAGCCCAGGCGAUUUCAAACGUCGGCUGCCUCGAACCCCUUCCACCGGCACCAUGUCCUCUGCUGACGACCUGGACGAGAGAGAGCCACCAUCUCCCUCCGACAACGGUCUAGCAGAGAUGGUGACAGAGACGGCCAGUUCUCCUGGUCCUUUCCGCAAUGCCCAGAUGUCCAAGGCUGCCCAAACCCACAAGCUGAGGAAGCUGCGGGCCCCGUCGAAGUGCAGGGAGUGUGACAGUCUGGUGGUGUUCCAUGGUGCCGAGUGUGAGGAGUGUUCGCUGGCUUGCCAUAAGAAGUGUCUGGAGACAUUGGCCAUCCAGUGUGGCCAUAAGAAGCUCCAGGGCCGACUACAUUUGUUCGGUAUCGACUUUGCCCAGGCUGCGAAGAACAGCCCGGAUGGAGUUCCUUUCAUCAUCAAGAAGUGCACUUCUGAGAUCGAGAGCAGAGCGCUCAACAUCAAGGGUAUUUACCGUGUGAAUGGUGCCAAGUCGCGUGUGGAGAAGCUGUGUCAGGCUUUCGAGAACGGCAAGGAACUGGUGGAGCUGUCUGACCUCUCACCUCAUGACAUCAGCAAUGUCCUCAAGCUUUACCUGAGACAGCUGCCAGAGCCUCUGAUCCUCUAUCGAUACUACAACGACUAUAUUGGCAUGGCCAAGGAGUGCCAGAGAGUGUUGGUGGAGGAGGCUGACGCAGCCAGAAGAGCCCAGACAGAAGACAGGCAGGGGGGCCUCAGCAUUCAGCUCAACAGGGUGAUCUUCAAGAUCCGAGACCUGCUCCGGCAGCUUCCCCAGGCCCACUACAGGACCCUGCGCUUCCUCAUUGCUCACCUGAACAGAGUGACCGAGCAAGCGGAGGAAAACAAGAUGACGGCCAGCAACUUGGGCAUCAUCUUUGGCCCCACUCUGAUCAAGCCAAGGCAGGCGGAUGCUGAGGUGUCGCUGUCCUCCCUGGUGGACUAUCCGUACCAGGCCCUGAUGGUGGAGCUGCUGGUGCGCCACUUCCACAUGAUCUUUGACGUGUCCCCCCUGUCCCCCUCCGGCCUUUCCUCGUCUGUCCAUGCCUCCCCCAGGCUCACCCCCCAGGAGAAGGAGCAGAGGCUUAGCAGGCACUCCACUUCACUGUUGGACAUCAAGGAGAAUGCUAAAGUCUAUAAACGACACUCAUCAGUGAUUCCCUCCUCUCAUAUCCUGGAUGAGGUUCAGGAGGUCCAGCCAGGGACUGAUAGAAGAGCGCUUUCAGCUUUGGAUGGACUCAACGGGGUCCAAGCAUCUGAUGCUGUUGAUAUUCAGAGGUCAACGCUGGUGUUUGGUCGGCCCAGUCCCAAUGUCCCCUCCACCUCUGAGCCCCUGAAAGUGCAGCUACGCACACAGCGCUCCAGGCUCCUGUCUCGACCAAUCAGCAUGCCCCUGGAGCGACUGCCCACUCCUGCCCAGGUCAGCGAGAGGAAUAGUCGCAACGCUGCUAAUGCUGAUGCUAAUGCUAGCCCUAACCGGAGGGAUCCAACCCCAGACACAAUACAGGAGAUGGUUGAGCCAGAGAAAGCUCGCCCUGGUGGCUCAUCCAGGGUUAGCACCUACUUCAUUACGCCCUUCAUCGACACGCAGGCAAUGCAGAGGAGGACUUGGGACAGGAAGUACAAGCACUACGAUGUCACUCCCAGGACAGCCAUGAUAGUUGCCAACCUGCCACCAGCCGGCUCCGGAUUACAACCGGUAAAACCUUUGACACCGGCUACUGCUGGAUCAGCGCUGGUGUCUGCUCCAUCUGGGAUCACUACCACUAGUAGUGUUAGUACUAUCUUCCCCAACAACCCUUAUACGGUGUCAGUAAAACCUGUUUGGACGUCCAAAAAGGAGACUGACACAAAUAACCCAGUCAGUGAACUUGUUUGUUCCUCAAACCUCCCAAUUACAUUCAGGCAGCCUAGGACUUUGCAGCCCCCACCCGGAACUUUCUACAAGCCCCCUGUCUCCACAGGCAGCAGGGCCAGGACACUUCCCAGUUGGACCACUACCAUCACCUCCAUCACCACCACCACAAACACAACCUCUUCUCAGGCCCCUACCAACACCACCCAGACAGUCACCGCCUCCCCUACCCACAUCAGCCCCCCACAGACAAUGCUCCAGGCACAGGACUCCGAAGAUAGCUCUGGUGAACCUAAGGUCACAACCUCAACCUCCACAACCCUGUCACCCCCCCAGUCCCCGCCCCCAAGCAGUCCAGAUGACCUGAGCCCCAGCGACGCAAAACCCGUCUACCAAAGACUGCGUCCUCGGCGGCUACAGGAGCUCGAACACAGAGAAGCCCACUUUGUCUGAACAUAACAAAGCCAAAAACCUUUCCUUAUGUUGUAAGUAUGCGUGUAUCUGUGCCAUAGUGUAUAUUCAAAGAAAACACAUAUAUGUUUGUUUGUUUGUUUGUUUUUAAUUGGAGAAGGCCAGUGUGAGAGAGUUUAGGCCUGUGAAAAUGAACCAUAAAAGUGUUACAUAUGCUAAUAUAUUCUCUGUUACAUGUCAGAGUCAAAGCUGUCGGUCUCCCAAGGGUUUGAAACACGCAUGUGGUGAAAAUGAGAAGCCAGCGUGCUCGGUCGGAAGUGUUUUGAGUCACAGAUUCUUUGCCAGUUUCUUUAUUUUAAAGAACGUUUUGCCAGCCACAGGAUUGACUCGUCUGUAAAGAGGGAUUGUAAGCCUUAUCUUUUUGUUGUUGUUUCAGUUAUACAGUUAUUAAGUACAUGUACAGUAAUUGAUUUGUCAUGAAAUAUUUUAUUUUAACUACACAAUGCACUUAACUCAAUUCAGGUUCAAAUUCCAAUGUUACCGUUUAAUGUUAAACUCUGUUUAGAAGGUAUGGUGUUGUGCCCCCCCAGCAAAGUGUUUUUUAACAUGGGGUAUUUUUAUCACGAGGGGAUGCACUGUAUAAUACAUGCAAGGAAAUACUGCCAGUGAGUCCAGGCAACUAAGGGCUUGGUGAAUUUGCAUUCAGUCGAUUUUGGUGGUGUGUCCACUGGAGGCCUGUUUUGCGAUGUUUUCUAUGGAAGGGUCGUGCUGUGAGCGCUCUCGACACGAUGAGGGCACCCGAUCUCUUUUUGGAGCCUAGCCGUGUGAGACCGCCACCUCCUUUCCAAGUUUAAACUACUUUGGUGGCGUCUGGGUGGCAUGGCGGUCUAUUCCGUUGCCUACCAACACGGGGAUGGCUGGUUCAAAUCCCCGUGUUGCCAUCCGGCUCGGUCAGGCGUCCCUGCAGACACAAUUGGCCGUGUCUGCAGGUGGGAAACCGCAUGUGGGUAUGUGUCCUGGUCGCUGCACUAGCGCCCCCUCUGGUUGGUUGGUUGGGGCGCCUGUUCGGGGAGGAGGGGGAACUGGGGGUGAAUAGCGUGAUCCUCCCAUACGCUACGUCCCCCUGGUGAAACUCCUCACUGUCAGGUGAAAAGUAGCGGCUGGCAACUCCAUGUGUAUCGGAGGAGGCAUGUGGUAGUCUGCAGCCCUCCCUGGAUCGGCAGAGGGGGUGGAACAGCGACCGGGACGGCUCAGAAAAUUGGGUAAUUGGCUGGGUACAACUGGGGAGAAAAAGGAGGAAAAAUCAACAACAAAAAAAAGUUUAAACUAGUUUAAUGUCACUCCAAGUUCCAGCAGCCAAUUAGAAUCAAGGAGGGGCGGGACCAGAGAGGAAACGAACGCUAGAUCUACUCUGUUGAAGAGAGGAGAAACAAAAACGCGGAACAAAAACAAAUUGUGUUGAUAGCUGACAACUGAUUUUUAUUUCGCAUUUUAUUUGCAUAUUGGCACAACAUGAGAAGGAGUUUUUGUUUUUUUUAUGUCAGGAAACUUUAUUGCAGCAUCUCCUCCCAGUACCCCUCAGCCAGUUUGCACAUAACACUACCCAAACGCUCAUCUCAACCACGACCUCCUUUGAAAGAGGUCUCUGGUGGACAAACGACCUCGCUCAGUGUGUUCAGUAGGCACGAGGCUGUAAGGGAAGAAACUUGGCCGCCUCAAAAAUCACAAGAGCUCGCUUGAUGACACGCCAGCUGUUUUCUCCUCUGCAUUGCAUGGGACAGAAGGGGCUGCGGUUGGGGAGGGGGAGGGAGAAGGUGAAUGAUAGCCAACAGUGCCUAUAAAAAGUAAUCCCUCCCUUGGAUGUUUUUAUGUUUUAUUUUUUUACAACAUUAAACCACAGUGGAUUUCAUUUGGCUUUUUUUUUUUUUUUAAACAUGGAUCAACAGAGAGGCUUUCAUGUCGAAGUACAAACAGAUCUACACAACGUGAUCGAAAUCAAAUACAAGUACAAAACACAAAAUAAUUGGUUGUGUAAGUAUUCGCCCUCUUUUAAUGUGGCUCUCCUAAAUCAUGACUGGUGCAGCCAGUUGGUUUGGGUUGAAUGGAGCUCACCUGUGUGGAGCCAAGAUGUUUCAAGAGAUUGUAGUAUAAUCCAGUUACUGGUGAGUCAGUAUCCCGGCAAAGACUACACCGUGAAGACGAAACAUGAAAAUGUUAUUGAAAAGCAUAAGUCAGGGGAUGGAUACAAGGAAAUUUCCCAGUUACUGAACCUCCCUUGGAGUAUGUUUAGUCAACUAUUAAGAAAUGGAAAGAACAUAGUUUUUGAGGACAGGCUACUCUGGCCAGAUUUAUAGCUGAACCGAGUGACCGUGCAAGAAGGGGACAGGUGAGGGAGGCCAACAGACCCAUGACUCCUCUGAAGGAGGUACAGACUUCAGUGGCUGAGACGGGGGAGACGGUGCUGUGACUGGGUUCUUCACCAGUCGCAGCUGUAUGGUAGAGUGACGAAAAGAAAGCCGCUGUCGGGACAUCAAAUCUCAGCUAAAAGUUGCCCAAAGGCAUGUGGGAGACUCAGAAGUCAGCUGGAAGAAGGUCCUACGGUCUGAUGAGACCAAAAUUGAGCUUUUUGGCCAUCAGAUGAGAUGCUGUGUGUGGCAUAAAGCAAACUGCACAUAACCGCAAGCACAGCAUCCCCACCGUGGAGCACGGUGGUGGCGUGGCAGCGUCAUGCUGCGGGGGAUGUUUCUGCAGGAGGCCCGGGUAGGCUUCUAAAGGUAGAGGGUAAAAGGAAUGCAGCAAAAUACAGGGAAAUCCUGGAGGAACACCCGAUGCAGUCUGCAGCAGAACUGCAACUUGUGAGGAGAUUUGUUUCCCAGCAUGACACUGACCCCAAGCAUACAGCCAAAGCUGCACACAAAUGAUUUAAAAACAACAACGUUAAUGUCCUGGAGUCAGAGUCCAGACCGCAGUACAAAUGAGAAUAUUUGGCUGGACUUGAAAAGGGCUCUUGAUUCACGAUCACCAUGCAACCUGACAGAGCUCGGGCAGUUUAGAGCAAAGAAGAAUUGGGGGGGGGGGUGCAGGGUCCAGAUGUGCAAGGCUGAUAGAGACCUAUCCACACAGGCUCUCAAGGCUGCAAUUGCUGCCAAAUAUGCAGGCACUUAUGCAAUCAAUUACUUUGUGUUUAAUAACCGUAAUAAAUUUAGAUUAAUUUGUCGAAAUGUGUUUUCACUUUGAGAUGUAAGUCUUUUGCUGUUGAUCAGUGUCAGAAAAGCCAAAUUAAAUUCACUUUGAGUCAAUGUUGUAAAACAUGAAAACUUCCAAAGGGGGGUGGGGGUGAAUACUUUUAAAAAAAAUUCUUUUUACUUUUACCGCUAUAUCACUUGUUAAUAGUACUGGCGUCAACACAAUUAUUCACCAAAACAUCACAAAAAAGUUGCUAGUUUUGGGCGUCCGGGUGGCGUGGCGGCCUAUUCCGUUGCCUACCAACACAGGGAUCUUCGGUUCGAAUCCCCGAGUUACCUCCGGCUUGGUCGGGCGUCCCUACAGACACAAUUGGCCGCGUCUGCGGGAGGGAAGCCAGGUGUGGGUAUGUGUCCUGGUCGCUGCACUAGCGCCCCCUCUGGUCGGUCGGGGCGCCUGUUCAGGGGGGAACUGGGGGGGAAUAGCGUGAUCCUCCCACGUGCCACAUCCCCCUGGCGAAACUCCUCACUGUCAGGUGAAAAGAAGCGGCUGGCGACUCCACAUGCCUCGGAGGAGGCAUGUGUGGUAGUCUGCAGCCCUCCCCGGAUCGGCAAAGGAGGUGGAGCAGCGAUCGGGACGGCUCGGAAGAGUGGGGGUAAUUGGCCAGGUACAAUUGGGGAGGGGGGGGGAGUUGCAAGUUUUGUUCUCUAGUGACUUUUGAGGAGUGACGUCACUAACGGGGUAUGAAAAGUCGCUGAAUUGACGACAGCGAGCAGCUCACGGGCAGGCGAAUAAUAACACGUGACGUUUUUUCGUUUUCAGCCCUCUCAAGCCUCGCUGAACACGUUUAACCAUAGAGCCCGAUCAGCGUGUCAUUCCUUUGCACCCCUUCCUCCCCUCCCUCCCUCCCCCAUGGAGAUGAACUAGUUUACUGUGACCGCGAGGGCGAGCGCGCGACUCGCUGUCCGGGUCCACGACUUCCUUCUUUGCAUCUUAAAACGAGAAGUUCAACACUUUUUGCCUUUUUUUUUUUUUAAAUGUAAUCUUCUGAUUGGUACAUUUGUUUCAGUAUGUCCGCCUCAUGUAUCUGUUUACGUUUUGUAUUCAUGUGUAUUGUGUGUUUGUCACGGUAUCGUUUUUUUUUUCUCUUCUCUCUCGUCCUAUCAAAUUAUUGUGACGACACGGGAAAAGACGUGCAACACUUCUUGCUGCAAAUUAAACAUGUAGUUCAA